CUCUGCACCUAUUUCGCUCUAGACACUCAUUUCCCCUAAGGAUCAGAGAAACUCAAAAUAGGCCCCUUGUCGUCUCCGUAAGUCCGCAAGGUCCUGCCGGUUCCCAGUGAGCAGGGCACCGGCAAAUACAGUCUGCGACCGCGAGACGUAAAGGGAGGAAUGCUCCUCGGCGCCCCUCCCCAGUCUAUCCUAAAGUCAAGAACGUCCGAGCCCGCCUUUCUCCGGGGGCGGGCUGCACUAAAACAAUAAAAUCCCCCAUUCCCCAUCAGCGGUCGACUGGGGGCUCUCCCGAAGCGGCAGCUCUAUAGGACCACUCUUCUACCCCAAGAUCCCUCGGCUUCGGCCCCCUCGGUGCCAGGGUUUGUGGGACCCCACGCUCAAAGUCUCAGGCUGGGGUCGACAACUGCAGAGAGGGUCGGGAUAGGAAAUUGCGGGUAGCGGCAGAUGCGGGUCCCCAGGCAUCCCGGAGGUUCCCACAGGUCUGCAGUGGGCCUACUUUGCGAAAAGGGCCCAGCUGCGGCGAGCCUCGUUCAAAUCAGAUGCCAGACAGUGUUUCUUCGGAUCCAUCCAAAUAGGUCCCUAAUUUCUCCUUGUGGGAGCCCUGGGCCUCCUUCCAGGCCGGAACCCAAGUGUUUAGGCAGCUGGGAAAGACCGGCCCCCUUUUUCAGUUCUCUCGCGACCUCUAGCCACUUCCGGUUGCUAACGGUUCCCAAGCAGCCCACGAAAACGCUACGUGAACUGGGCCCUGGGCCAGAGGCAGAAAACGGACGGAAGAAAAGGUCUGGCCGGACCAUUAAAGAAAAUCCUUUCUUUGACUGUUUCAAAUUCUUUGAAAUAUUGCUCAGGUUUUUAAGCACAAGCCCAGCCUGCUUUCUGGAUGACACCUGCCACAGGUCAACCUUCCUGAACUUCCUAAAUAGCCCAGAAUAUUCAAAUAUGCCCCUGGCUCAUCAUCCAACUUCGGAGAAUUAACUGGCUAGCACCUUGGAGCACCUGCUGUGGUAACGUGAGUGGCUGAACACCAGACAAAAGGAGGAUUCCAAUCAUUGUUGCAGAUCUUGUUAAAAUCCUGGCUCUAUCCUCAGCUUAGGUGUAUUCUUCCUGUACUAGGAUAAAGCCUCUCUGACGUCUUCAUUAGUCUAAGUAUACAGUCUGGUAUAUGACAAGCAGGACCUUCCUCUCCUGCCCCUGUAUCUUCCAAAACUACAAAAACAGAAAGCCCCAACCUUCUCACCCCUGCCACACACAAAUCCCCACAGUGGACUAUUUAAAAAAUAACAGUACUUGGUAGAUGUAUAUUCUCACUUGCUUUCGUUAUAGAAAAAAGAAAGAAAAUAAAUGAACUAAGCAUCCAACUCAAGGAAUUACAAAAAGGAGAAAGCCUCCCCUGCCCCCAAGGAAAAAGCUAGAAAAAAAUAAAGUAAAAGCAGAAGAAAAUUGAUUAGAAAAUAGAAAAUAGAAAAAUAGUGACAUUAAUAAAUAAAUACAAAAAUAAAAUCUUUGUUAACAAGCCUAUGGUAAAUCCGAUUGAGAGAAAACAUUUAAACAUUAUAAAUUACAAAUAGCAGAGGAAAAUAGCCUGCUAACAUUUUUGAAAAUCUCAAUGAAAUUAGUGAUUUUCUGGGAAAAAAUAUUAGUUCCAAAAUUCAUUUGAGAAGUGGACAAAUCUAAAUAAACUAACCCUACCCUAAAGACAAUAAUUGAAAAUGUUAUGAAAGAAUAAUCUCUGGACUCAGAUAAUUCUGUAGCAUUUUAAUUUUUCAAAAGCAUUUACAUGUGUGUGAUGAAUUCUUUCUAACUUUUCCAUUUGGAAUAUACAGAAAUUGGAAGAAAAAAGGGGAAAUCUAAUUACCUAAUUACCUAAAUACAGUUGAGUUUGUUGUAAUUUCCUUUCAAUUUUUAGUAUUUUAAAUAUUUUACAUAGUUGUGAUUAUAUUAUGUAAUAUAUUCAGUGAUGAAAAGAACACAAGCACGGCUACGCUGCUUGACUUUUUUUUUUUUUUUUUUGAGACGGAGUCUCGCUCUUU
This is a messenger RNA of Cercocebus atys (sooty mangabey), 2027 nucleotides long. RefSeq lists its product as uncharacterized. The transcript is spliced from 3 exons. The record is from RefSeq and is a predicted model, not a curated record. The coding region runs from base 445 to 972 and encodes 175 amino acids. NCBI's taxonomy places the organism in Eukaryota, Metazoa, Chordata, Mammalia, Primates, Cercopithecidae.